AUGGCUUUAUCGGAGAAGAGGAAUCGUUUCUUCAUUUCUUAUGCGAAUCUCGUCUUCCUCUUCUUCUUCUUCAUCUCUCUGCUCGAUAACGCUGUAUGCAUCAGGAUAUCGAAUCAGAUCCCGGAUGCUGUCGUUGAUUCGCCGGAUCGUCCUUUGAAAUCUGCGGUUUUCGCUCUCGGGAGCUUCUGGCGAUCGGAGGCGGCUUUCGGUUGUAUCAGUGGCGUCGUACGAACAACAUCCGGUUACGCCGGCGGGAAUAAGGCGAAUCCGGAGUAUCGAAACUUGGGUGAUCACGCCGAAUCUGUACAGGUCGAAUAUGAUCCAAGGAUAAUUGGUUAUCGUCAGCUCUUGGAUUUAUUCUGGUCUAGCCAUGAUCCCAGACAAGUGUUUGGACAAGGUCCUGAUGUCGGUAAUCAAUACAGAUCCUGUAUUUUCACUAAUUCUACAGAAGAGCUGAGACUGGCUACUACAAGCAAAGAGAGAGAGCAGCUUAAGUCAAGAAACAGCAUCGUAACUACUCAAAUUCAACAGCUUGGAACCUUUUAUCGCGCAGAGCCUGAUCAUCAGAAGUUCGAGCUGAAACAGCAUCCACUCCUUCUACAGCUAAUAGGAAACAUACCAGAAGAAGAGCUGGAGAGAUCGGCUGUAGCCACAAAGCUAAACGGUUAUGCAGCCGAGCUAUGCCCGCCUAGAGUCCAGAAAAAAAUCGACUCUAGAGUAAACGAGAUCAUUAGAAAAGAUAAAAUCUCUCAGUCCCCAAAAUCGUCGAAGAUAGAUUCAUCAGAUCGAAAACGAAAGAAGGAUUCGGUCUCUUCGAUAGAUCGAACAUCGGAGAAAUCCAAGCAGAAGAAGGACGAUCACCACAACAAGCACCGGAAGAAGAGCAAGAUGGCGUCGAGGGACCAAGUGAAGGCGUCGCACAUUCUGAUUAAGCACCAAGGAUCUCGGAGGAAGGCGUCGUGGAAAGAUCCAGAAGGGAAGAUCAUCAUGACCACUACCAGAGAAGCAGCCGUAGAGCAGCUCAAAUCGAUCCGUGAAGACAUCGUCUCUGGCAAAGCUAAUUUCGAGGAUGUGGCCACUCGUGUUUCCGAUUGUAGCUCUGCCAAACGCGGCGGCGAUCUCGGUCCCUUUGGUAGAGGUCAAAUGCAGAAACCAUUUGAGGAAGCAACUUACGCACUCAAGGUUGGAGAUAUUAGCGACAUUGUUGAUACAGACAGUGGAGUCCAUAUCAUAAAGAGAACAGCUUGA
This is a messenger RNA of Microthlaspi erraticum, 1248 nucleotides long. Lineage: Eukaryota; Viridiplantae; Streptophyta; Magnoliopsida; Brassicales; Brassicaceae. The record is from the annotation of a GenBank genome assembly.